CCCAUAAAUGUUGGAGUAAGAAGUAAAAGGCAUUCACUGACAUCAGAUUCAGAAAAUAAGGUCCAGAGUUGUUAUCUGUUUAAGUAAAUUAAGAAGGCGUCUGUUGUUAUUGUACUCAAAGUGAUACGAGAUGGACAAGAUGAAUAGACGGCGAAAUAGACGAGGUGCUAAACGAUUCAUGCGUCCUGAAAAAGGCAAAAUGAAGGCAAAGAAUACUUCGUUGCAAAAUCUACGGGCACCGAAUUGGAAUAAUUUAAAUCUGGAACCGUUCCAAAAGAAUUUCUACCGCGAGCAUCCCAAUGUUAUGAAUCGGCUUCGGCACGACGUUGAACGUUUUCGUAAUAAACACGAAAUAACGGUGCAAGGAUUGGCAUUGAAUCCCAUCGAAUCCUUCGACGAAGUUUUUAUGCCAGACUAUGUCGCCCGUGAAAUUCGCAAUCAGGGUUACAACCGACCAACUCCAAUACAAUCUCAAACCUGGCCUAUUGCAUUCAGUGGCUAUAAUUUGGUUGGAAUCGCACAAACUGGCUCCGGCAAAACCCUCGCAUACAUUCUUCCAGCCAUCGUACAUAUCAAUAAUCAGAACAAUAUUAAGCCUGGUGAUGGACCUAUUGCAGUUGUUUUAGCACCAACUCGCGAAUUAGCUGUUCAAAUUCAGCAGGUGGCCAUUGACUUCGGAUCGUCCACUCACAUUCGAACCGUUUGCACAGUCGGAGGUGUCGAUAAAAAACCGCAGGAAGCAGACCUUCGAAAGGGAUGUGAAAUUGUCGUGGCUACUCCUGGACGACUCUUGGAUUUCUUGUCGGCCAACGUCACAAAUAUGAAACGUUGCACGUAUUUAGUUCUGGACGAAGCGGACAGAAUGUUGGACAUGGGCUUCGAAGCGCAAAUUCGGCAAAUUAUUUCCCAGAUUCGUCCCGACAAACAAAUUUUGAUGUGGUCGGCGACUUGGCCGCUUGAGAUCAGACGCUUGGCCGAAGAUUUCCUGGGCAAUUACAUUCAAGUUAACAUCGGGUCGUUGCAGUUGUCAGCCAAUCACAAUAUCAAGCAAUUUGUGCACAUUUGCCAGGAAAACGAGAAAUCGGCCAAGUUGCAAUUGUUGCUGCGUCAAAUCUACCAGGCAAACAAUCCCGGAAAGAUUCUAAUUUUUGUGUCGAAGAAGAAACGAGCCGACAUGAUCUCCAAGUAUAUCAACAAUUUCGGGGUCGCUUGCGAGAGUUUACAUGGCGAUAAACCGCAGUCGCAGAGAACUAAGAUUUUGGACGAUUUUCGCUCGGGACGGUCCAACAUUAUUGUUGCUACAGAUGUGGCAGCAAGAGGUCUUGAUGUCGAUGGCAUCAUGUACGUCAUUAACUUGGACUUUCCGAAAUUAAUUGAGGACUACGUACACCGUAUCGGCCGAUGUGGACGAUGUGACCGUAUGGGCAUUUCGUAUGCAUUCUUCACGUAUAACGAUGCGAAACAGGCCAAAGAUCUAAUAUCCAUUCUCAAUGAGGCGAACCAGGCGGUAGAUGCCAAAUUGCAAGAAAUUGCAUUCAAUCCGAUAAAACCCGAGAAGAUUGACAAGAAGCAACGUCGGUUAAAUGAAAUUUCGGGCUUCGAUGUGCCAGCGCCGGAGAAGCGACGACAUGAUGGUCCUGAUACAAACUUCAGUGGACCAGGUCCUAAUAAAAACUUCAGUGGACCAGGUCCUAGCAGCAAAAGUACACGGGACUCUUAUGUUGGAGAACCGAUCGUUAAAAGAGGCAGAAUCGAUGAACCUGGACAAUCUGGUAUGAUGCUCAAUCGCACAACCGAUCGAGAUUUGAUUGAAAAGCCUAUCAACAGAGGCUACAUGAACAUUCCUGCUACUGUGUGUAAUCCCGAUCAAAUGGAUGAUCGCAGCAUUGGCUUACGUCCGUUCGAUUCCCGGAACAAUGCGAGAUUUGAAACGGUAGAUCGUCUCCCCGCUACAGUGUGCAAUCCAGACCAAAUGGAUGAUCGCAGCAUUGGCUUACGUCCGUUCGAUUCCCGGACAAAUGAGAUAUUUAAAACAGUAGAUCGUGUCACGAAUAGGGAUCUUGAGGACAGCCGAGCGAUAGAUCGCCCUUCGUCAGCUGAUCGACGUAUGAUGGAACUUAGACGCAGGGAGUUUGAACGCUCUGUGGUGGGCGUGGAACAACAAUUUCCAAGUGUUGGCAUGAAUGAAUAUCGAAUAUUGAAUGGGGAAGGACCAAGCGAUCGCCAAAGAUUUAAAUCAACCGAAUUUGAGAGAGAGGAACCAGCGAUGGGAUUGGACAGAACGAGAAAUAUUCGUGAAAAUGUGUACGAUCAACGGGAAAAUGUUUUCGGUCGACAGCAAAGCGAUUUCGAUCGUCGCGAAGACGAUUUUGGUCGUAUCGAAGGCCAUUUCGGUCGUCGCGAAAAUGAAUUCGGUCGUCGCGCCAACGAUUUUGGUCGUCAGGAGGACCGUUUCGGCCGUCGCGAAACCGAUUCGGGGCGCCGUGAAAACGAUUUGGGUCGUCGAGAUUUCGAUCGUAUGAACGUCAUGAAUGAUUUCCUCGAUCGAUCCAACGACAGGGUACUACGAGAUCCUUUCGAUGAUAUUCAAGGACCUAUUCAAGAUGGUAGAGAUAUCGAAGUCAGCCGAAUGGGACCGAUGUUGGACUCAUCCGUGUCUGAUCGUCGUAUUUACGAACGAGAAAUGAUGGGCGUGCGUGAUGCCUUUUCAUCAAGAGCUGCAAACUUUCAAGACAACUUGCAAAAUCGUACAUUUGACAUGUUAUCCGAACGAAGAAGCGUUUCUCAGGAAUAUCGACGUCUUUCACCAAAUCCUAUACUCGAUCGUUCUGACGUCAAUGCAGACAGAUUUCUGAACCAGUCACGUGAUGACGAUGCAUACGGUUCAUUGAAUCAGUUUGGCAAUCGACGUGAUGAUUUUCGUGAUUCGCGUGAUUCUGGCUUCGGCAUGAGUGACAGACGCAACGAUUUCAUCGACGAUCUCGAUCGAGACGAACCGACAUCAAAUAGAUGGAAUAACGAUUUUACUGGAAGAGAUGCAUACUCGAAGGGACAGGAUCGGCGAAAUUUUGGCAACGAUUUGCGUCGUCCAAAUGAUUUCAGUCUUGGCGGCGAAAUGAAUUUCAAUUUUGCCAGAAACAAUGACUACGUGGAUGACGAUUUUCCCAAUCGGAAUCGUCGUGAUUUCGAACGGCGAAACUUUGAUGACCGUUUCAACCGCUUUAGCUAAGCUGUUUCGGACAGUGAAAGCAAUUGAAAAUGGCAUCAAAGUUCAUAAAACAAUUAAAAUUUUCGUUUAUCAACUGAAGUAGACGGAAAACUUCAAAUGUUAAGUCGCAAAAAUCUAUGAAUUCUCAGAUUAAAUGUUUUCGUUCGAAUCACGUCGAACAGCGGAAUUAUUAUUUGUAAAUACACCACAGUCGAAGCGACAUGAUAUUUUGAUGAACAAGCUUUACUUU
Molecule: messenger RNA, 3458 nt
Organism: Bradysia coprophila
Lineage: Eukaryota; Metazoa; Arthropoda; Insecta; Diptera; Sciaridae
Molecular function (GO): RNA helicase activity; ATP binding; nucleic acid binding
Source: RefSeq, a predicted model, not a curated record